AUGUGGUUGUGCCCUUCAGUUGCUCUGGUUGGUGCCCUGUCCGUAGCCUUCUUGCUCGUGCGCUACUUCGCACAGCUGCACCAUCACCGCGAAAAAUCCAAAGCCUUGCACUGUAAGCCUCCUCUUUCGGGCUCUUCCACUUUCUUUGGCAUUCCAAAUUUCAUUCGGUUGAGUAAGGCUGUGCGCGAAAAGCGCUGGGUCGAUCAUUUCUACAACGAAUAUGCUGUCCAUGGAAAUACCUUCAAACAGACGUUCCUCUCUCGCAAUUUAAUCACAACCAGGGAGCCUGAAAACGUCAAGGCGAUUCUCGCUACCCAAUUCAAUGAUUUUUCUCUGGGAACAAGACACCAACAUUUCUACCCACUCCUGGGCGAUGGCAUCUUCACUCUCGACGGUGCUGGAUGGUCACAUGCGCGCGGAUUAUUACGCCCGCAGUUCACUAGAGACCAAGUUGCCGAUCUUUCCAUGCUAAAUGACCACAUCUCCAACUUUAUCGAUCUGAUCCCCAAGGACAGAAGCAGCUUUGACAUCCAGCGUUUGUUCUUCCUGCUGACCCUGGAUUCGGCAACGCACUUCCUAUUCGGGGAGUCGGUUGGGUGUAUGCUUCCCUCUUCGAGGAGGACGGGCGUGCUGGAGAAAUGCGCCGUCGGUAGUGCACAGGGCUUUGCCAACGCCUUCGGAACCGCUCAGGAUUAUCUCGCUGCACGAAUUCGUGCGCAGGGAAUGUACUGGGUCAUUAACCCCAAAGAAUUCCGUGAAGCAAACCGGAAAGUACACGAGGUCGUCGAUCAUUAUGUCCAUCUCGCUCUGGAAUCGAAACAUAAUGCGCAAAAGAAGAACGCCGACGGUCGGUAUAUCUUCCUUGAAGCACUAGCGGACGACACCGAUGACCCCAAGAUUCUGCGCGAUAACCUGCUCAACAUAUUGUUGGCUGGUCGCGAUAGUACGGCCAGUUUACUGAGCUCGACUUUCUUCUAUCUUUCUCGGCACCCUAAUGUAUGGAACCGGCUGCGUCGUGAGAUCGUGGAUAGUUUCGGAGACACGAAGAAGUUGCGGUCGGAAGUAACGCAUACCAAGCUAAAGGAUAUUCAUUAUCUGCGAUAUGUAUUGAAUGAAGUCCUUCGCCUUCAACCUCCUGUGCCUAUCAAUUUCCGCGUUGCAACCAAAGACACCUCCCUACCGGUUGGCGGUGGCGCGGACUACCAGUCCCCGGUCUAUGUCAAGAAGGGUACGAUGGUUGCGUACAGCGUAUACGCUAUGCACCGCCGGACGGACCUGUGGGGUAAAGACGCAACUUCCUUCCGGCCCGAGCGCUGGGAGGAAACUGCUAAGCAUGGAUGGAAAUAUCUGCCUUUCAAUGGUGGACCGCGUAUCUGCCUUGGUCAACAAUACGCUCUCACUGAGGCAAGCUACACCGUCGUUCGUCUUAUGCAGCACUUUGAUACCCUCGAAAAUGCGGACCCCAAUCCUCGGCAGGAGCCAGUGAAAUUAUCUAAUUUGACCAUGUCGCAUGAUCUUGGCGUGCACAUUCGUUUGUACUCUUCAGACGUGAUUUAG
Penicillium digitatum Pd1 is the source of this 1557-nucleotide messenger RNA. Its product is annotated as cytochrome P450. The record is from RefSeq and is a predicted model, not a curated record. Lineage: Eukaryota; Fungi; Ascomycota; Eurotiomycetes; Eurotiales; Aspergillaceae. Gene Ontology annotation, molecular function: iron ion binding; heme binding; oxidoreductase activity, acting on paired donors, with incorporation or reduction of molecular oxygen, reduced flavin or flavoprotein as one donor, and incorporation of one atom of oxygen.